Stylonychia lemnae is the source of this 1878-nucleotide messenger RNA. The record is from the annotation of a GenBank genome assembly. Lineage: Eukaryota; Ciliophora; Spirotrichea; Sporadotrichida; Oxytrichidae.
AUGGAGUAGCAACUUAGGUAGCUAAUAAGAUCACAGAUUUAAAAUUCAGUAUGCUAGGAAAUUCUCCGCCAAUCUUAACUAAACUCAAGAAGAGACUCACUAAGUGAAUCAUAGAUGUAAGAAUUUUCAAGAUAAGGAGAAGAGUCGAAUCUAUUCUUGAAAUCUGAGUUGUAAUUAUCGUAAUAUAAUUUAGAUGAUGAGAUUGAGAUCAAGUUAGAAAAUUUAUCUUCAAAAAUGAUGUAAUAAGACCAAUUAUAUGAGUAUAAAAUUGAAGAUGAAUUGUAGGAUAAAAAAUUAGAGUAGGGAAAAGAUUAGGAGAGAAAUUCUGAUUAUUUAUAAAAUAUCAAUGAGAUUAUUGAUGAGAUAGUAGAAAAUUAAGUUUAAUAGGAAUAGUAAAGAGUAGAUGAUAAAUUUACCGAGGAUAGAUAACAAGUUACUAAGGUCAUAGAAGAAUAAAAGCAAGAAAUAUAGGUGAUUUAUCAAUUCAAAAAUAGUAUGGCUUAAGUUAAACCACUUCAAGAUUUCAUCACGAAAACCAAAACUGGUUAGGAAAUUUAUCUUAGAUGGUAAAUAAAAAAUAAAUCUAAAAAGGCAUGGCCAUAAUAUCCUUACCUUAAAAACAACUCUGAAAAUAUAACUGAAUAAGAAAAAAAUUAAAGCAUUGUCUAGGAAAAAAUUUUACAGCCAGGAGAAUCUUAUGAAAUAGUUCAUAGUUUGACUAUUCCUUUAGAUUUUGAGGAAAGAUUAUAUACCCUCAAUAUGCAUUUAAUCGAUCCAUUAACCAAUGAAAGAUUCGGUGAUUAGAUAAUUGCAGUAAUAGAGAUAAUCAAUUAGGUGUAUUCUUAGAGUCUAGCCCAAUCUUAUUAUAUCGAUGAUACAGCUGCUCAUUAGCAUGAAAUGAUGAUGGAUGAUGAUUAAUUAUAGGAGUCUGUUGUAAUUGAAGAGGAUAAUGAAGAAAAUUUAGAAGAAAAUAAAGGGGUAUCUUAAUAACUAUUUGAAGAACUUAAAAUAAACACCUAUCAAGAUUAGGUGAAAUUAAAUGAAUUAGAUGAUGAUGACUAACCCCUAUAGUUUGAAAUACAAUAUAAUGAUCCUCUUGACAUAAAUAAGCAUCUCUUACUUAUAGAUAGCAUAAUGAAUGAAAUGUAAGAUGUGGAUAUUGAUAUGAGAUAAUCAUUUUAAUCAAACUUUUCAGUCGAGGAUGAGAGGUAAAAUUUGUUGGAAUAAGAAAGAAGAGAUAGAGAAGAGUAGAUGAAGAGAUUCCAUAGCAUAAUUGAUGAGAUAAAUAUGGAUUUCUAGAAGCCAAAGAAGGAUGAGCAUAAUGACGAACAAAAAGAAGAAGUCAAAAUGGAAUAGGAAUCGAAAUAAAAUAAUAAUGAUAGCAAUUCAAUCCUUGCCACCUAAGGAAUGAAUUCUCUUCUAUACAACUAAAUUUUUGGAUUUUCAGCUUUCAGUAAGAGAUUAGGAGUCUACUCUUAUAAACUUGGAAGACCAAGUAGAAACAAGAAUCCUCACGCUAUUCCUUAUCAUAUCAAACAACAGCAAAAGUUAAAGGGUUAUAAAGGUGCUAUUAAGAUAAGGGAAAUGGAAAGAAAUUCAGACAGGCCUUUCGGUAGAAUCAGCAAGAAAGGUAACUUCAUUUUCUAAAUUGAAAAGGUUCCUUUCUUUAAUGUUCCCGAUCUGGCCAACUUUAAGCUUCUACCCUACGUGUCUCAUACUACUCCAAAGGUAAAUGAGAAUGACAAAGUUAAAAAAUAGAUUAAAAUGACUACUGAAAUUCUAGAGGAUAUAGAAGUUUAAAUAAAGAAUGCACCAAAAGGAAGUUUAGUACCCUAAUAAAACUUAGACCCAGUCUCCCAACUCCAAAGAAAAAAAUGA